This is a messenger RNA of Nematolebias whitei (Rio pearlfish), 648 nucleotides long. Its product is annotated as ceramide-1-phosphate transfer protein. Gene Ontology annotation, molecular function: ceramide 1-phosphate binding; ceramide 1-phosphate transfer activity. NCBI's taxonomy places the organism in Eukaryota, Metazoa, Chordata, Actinopteri, Cyprinodontiformes, Rivulidae. The transcript is spliced from 2 exons. Gene Ontology annotation, biological process: ceramide transport; intermembrane lipid transfer. Gene Ontology annotation, cellular component: cytosol; membrane; cytoplasm. Bases 1 to 648 code for a protein of 215 amino acids. The record is from RefSeq and is a predicted model, not a curated record.
AUGGCAGGUUCACAGAACCAGAAAUUCUGUUUGCAGGAAGUGCUCGACAGUUUUAAAUUGUGUCUGUCGCCAGAUAAAGAUGUCUGCCUUGAACACUACGUGGCUGGAUGGCGCUCUCUCAUCAAGUUCCUGAACAGCCUGGGGACCGUCUUUGGCUUCAUUUCUAAGGAUGCUGUGAGUAAGGUCCAGAUACUGACGAGCUUUCUGAAUGGUGAAAACGGCUCUCAGUAUGUCACUGUUCAGUCCAUGGUCCAGUACGAGCUGCAGAACCAGCUGGUGGAUGUGAACAAGACCGGCAUCCACCCAGAGUCUGGCUGCCGCACUCUGCUCAGACUCCACCGUGCCCUCCGGUGGCUGGAGCUCUUCCUGGAGCGCCUCCGGACCUGCAGCAACGACAGCAAGACAUCCGUCAUGUGCUCAGAGGCCUACAACGAGUCCCUGGCCCAGCACCACCCGUGGGUGGUGCGCAAGGUAACGGGCGUGGCUUUUCUGGUCCUGCCAAGUCGUGCCACUUUCUUUGAGAUUAUGAACGUCGGCCCCCCCGAGCAGGUGGUAUCUGUGCUGGGGGAGGCUUUGCCUCUUAUCUCUGAGGUAUACCAGCUCACUGAAGAACUUUACGCUAAACACAACCUGCUGGACCUGCCCUAG